Messenger RNA from Dromiciops gliroides (monito del monte), 1034 nucleotides. RefSeq names its product vitamin K epoxide reductase complex subunit 1 (gene VKORC1). The transcript has 3 exons. Gene Ontology annotation, molecular function: vitamin-K-epoxide reductase (warfarin-sensitive) activity. Gene Ontology annotation, biological process: vitamin K metabolic process; peptidyl-glutamic acid carboxylation. The record is from RefSeq and is a predicted model, not a curated record. Lineage: Eukaryota; Metazoa; Chordata; Mammalia; Microbiotheria; Microbiotheriidae. The coding region runs from base 86 to 595 and encodes 169 amino acids.
CCCCCCCCCCCUCCCCGUCGCUACCCCCGUGGCUGUUUGUCUCUCGGUUCUAGUUUCCGGGCUUCGGUUGCCUCGGGGAACUACCAUGGUGUCUCCAGCCGGCUGGGGGAGCCCGGGGAGGGCGCGGCUUGCGCUAUGCCUGGCGGGGCUCGCGCUCUCUGCUUACGCGCUGCAUGUGAAGGCGGAGCGCGCCCGGAGCAGAGAGUACCGCGCCUAUUGCGACCUGGGCGAGUCCAUCAGCUGCUCCCGCGUAUUUUCCUCCCCAUGGAGUAAGGGCUUUGGGCUGGUGGAACCCUUCCUGGGUCCUGACAGCAUCCUGAACCAGUCCAACAGCAUCUUCGGCCUUAUCUUCUAUAGCCAGCAGCUACUUCUGGGUUGCUACAGUGCUCCGUGGGCUUCCUCAGUCUUGCUGUUCAGCUCCGUGCUUUCUCUUUUGGGUUCAGUUUACCUAGCCUGGAUCUUGCUUUUCGUGCUCUAUGACUUCUGCCUGGUUUGUGUCACCACCUAUGCCAUCAAUUUGGGCCUAGCUAUACUCAACUACCAGAAGGCAACGGGCCCCUCGGGCCCACAGGACCGCAAUAAAAAGGGACACUGACGUCAAAUCGAUGGCCCUAGUGAGGAUCACCAAACCCAUAUCAAACUGAUCUCACCCAGGAGCCCGUCCCAUCAGCUACUGGAGUUUGGGUGAAGACUGGCGGAUGAUGGCAGGACCCAUGCUCACAAUGUAGCCUGACUGUUCCAUUAAUUUGCUGUCCAUCUCUUCCCCUCGAAUCUCUGCCAUAUUUCCUCUUGCCUUCCACAUGCAAAGACUGUUACUGCCACCAUCCCCUCUCCCACCUUUCCCCAUGGAAAAGCUGCUUCUAGUCAGGCUCCUAUUGCUCUGUAUCAGUUGUCUCUGGAGUCACCUGCUGAUUCCACCCUUUUCCCCUUGACUAUCAGUUCUAGGAAAAGCUGGGAUAAAAACUGCUGAUCUGUUAUGGGGUGGGGGGGGCAGCCUAAUCAAUGCUGUUCAAUAAAGAAAAUGAGAAAGACUA